Molecule: messenger RNA, 3226 nt
Organism: Trametes versicolor FP-101664 SS1
Lineage: Eukaryota; Fungi; Basidiomycota; Agaricomycetes; Polyporales; Polyporaceae
Exons: 4
Coding region: 1-2841 (946 amino acids)
Source: RefSeq, a predicted model, not a curated record
AUGGCUUCCACAUCUACAACUGAAACGCGGAUGCGCGACAAACGCGACACCGUUCCGCUCCUGCUCGAGUCGUUCCCCGUUCCGCCAUCAUUCAUUCCUCCCUCCCCUCUGCUUUCCGGUUCGCCUGGUUCGCCUCUACCUCCCGCACACUCGCCAUUCGUUUCACCCAUCCCGUCACCUGCGACGAGACAACCGCUCUCCGGGCCUCCAUCAUCCCCGCUCCCACCUGUCCCCGGCCCAUCCCCCAUUACUGAACAUGAGACCCUCAUGUUUAUCACCGCGGCCCGCUCGAGACGCAGCUCCAAAAUGUCUCUCGCGUCCACCUCCAGUCGCUACUCACAACGCGAUUCCGUCCUCACCGUUGCCAGCAUCGGCAGCGGCAGUAGCAUGCCAUCACCAUCUACCAGCAUGCCCUCUCUCUCACCAUCUACUAGCGUCACCCCCUACGACUCCUCCCGCUCGCUCCGCUCUUACCCCUCCACGAGUUCUCUCGGGGUACCCAUCCCGCGAUACAACAUAGACAGAUCACCGGUGAUCCAGCCCCGUAUCGCCGAAGAAGACGCCGCAGAUCUGACACGGAUGUCGCUCGAUGAGAUCUCUCUGAACUCGCCGCUACCCGACCACCUGAGCGACGAUGAGAAGGUGCUGGACGUCGGUAUUGCGCCCUCUCUUUCGCGACAGGCGCGCCUCGAGCCUGACGGUGAGCCUGAACCGCGCACGUCCUUCUCGUCCAUCGAAGCCCGCCAGGGUCACACCCGUCCAGAAGAGGACCGCGCCGGCCCAUCAGCCGGUCCAUCAGCAACCCCGAGACCGCGACAUUCCGCACCCAGCAGCAGCUCCCGCGUACCCUGGCCUGCAGAGAAGGAACUGCCUCCUCUGCCACCCUCACAGCCACCCCCACCCCCACGAUUUCCUCCGCCGCCACCACCCCCAGCGCAGCGUCGCACGAACAGCCCGGACAUCGACGAGAUCCUCGCAACAACACCGCGGCCGGGACGGAAGUCGUCGGUCGGCUCCGGGCUGCGCUCGCGCUCAACGUCGCGCUCUGUGCGCAGCCUGAAACGGCGCGUGAGCGAAGGCGUGCCUGAGGCGGCCUCACGUCGCACGAGCGCGGCGAGCACCAGUCAGGUGCGCCUAGCGAGGGCGCGCUCGCGUCCAGAGAGGGAGGAAGCUAGCGAGCUCGCGUACGAGCAAACGGCGAUGGCUUCGGGCGCCGCACAUGCGCAUGACGGGGAGGUGUGGGACGAGGACUCAUUCGUGUCUGAUUACGGCGUGCCGAUCGACCAGACAGGCACGCCGUAUGAGAUGUUUGACGGGGAUGAGGAGGCGCGCUUGGAGAAGGAGUUGGAUGGGGACGGGAGCGAUUCGGACUCAAGUCUGGAUCUGCACACCCCUCUACCCGACCUGAUGGUGAAGGAUGGCCUGUUGUCACCGAAUUCGAAACUGGUGCAGGGUUCUCGGGGCACAACACCGCUGCCGGGCGACCGGCCAGGCAGCGUCUUCAGUGUUGCGUCUACAGUGGGUUCGGUGAUGACGAAGUCUGGGCUGUUCAAGGAUGAACGCGAUACCGUUAAGCGCCGCGUGCGACAUCGCGACGGCAGACUGCUGGCUGGCGGUAUCGGUCUUACCACCGGCCUAGGUUGGAGUGAUAGUGAGGAUGAAGACGCGCCCUCCCCGCUCAUUCGACAAAUUUCGUCGCGCUCUUUGAAGAAGCGCGCCGCAUCGAGUUCGUCCCUCCGAAACACUUCCAACUCGCUAUCACACUCGUAUAGCGGACACACGCCCACGAGUCGUAUGGACGAGUUCGGCGUCCUCCCGAAGGUGCCGCGCUCGCUCCCGCCUACCUCGUGGCAGAAGCCGCGCUCCAUGCCUGGUCGGGGAAACGACUGGCGGACAAGUACGAGCAGUUCCGUCUCGAGCGCGUCCUCUGCCUCCGCCCUGUCGCGCACACAGUCUCGCGCGUCAGUCACGUCACAUCGCUCUGCGCCCGCUGGCUCUACAACCCGGCGCGGUCAAGAGCCUACCCCGCUCUCGAUGCAUGCCCUGGGCUACAUCCACGAAGGCGACGAGGUCGGAUUCAAUACGCCCUCGACGUCCUCCAGCGCGAGUCUCCCGAUGCCCAUCACGCCUGACGACCUGCCUGUGCGCGGACGUGCGGGGUCUAUGGGCAAGAAGGUGCCCGCGCGGCUCGACCUCGCUGGCGCCCCAGACAUGACCCCAGAUCUGUACCUGCUCACGUCCGCGACACCGUCGACUACCUCCGCCCCAUCUCCUGCGCUCUCCUCAUUCUCCCCCACCUCGACCCCGAGGCCGGGUGUCCCUCGCCCCUUGCGCUUGCCGCAGUCCGCGGGAAACCUUCGACGUGCCACAGACCCGUCGGGCUCCACGCGGGUGCCACACUCUGCUUCUGCGAGCACUCCUUCCGUCCAGCGUGCGUCUCUCGGGUCGUCCGGGUCGCUCCGCCAGAAACCAUCCCUGGGGAGUCUGCGCCCGCCCUCGGCGAUGCGCCCUGUCCAGACUGGGAUCAUGAGCGCCCCGCCGCAGGACGGGGUUCCCUUUCCCUUCAGCGGGCCCGCGCGGUCUCCGAGCAGGUCGGGCCCCGUCGCGCGCAGUUCGUCUGCGGGCGCCGGAGGUGCAACAACACCGAAGUUGAAGCCACGGACGGGCACCGGCAUGGUGUACCGGACCGCGGGCAGCUCUCCAGCAUCGCCGGUUCCCCCGGUGGCUGCGAGGGCACUGAGCGGAGGUGGAUCGGCUGUGCCAGCGGGGCGGCCAUCGAUGUUGCGCAUGCCGAGCACGACGUCGUUGCGGUCGGCGAAAGGCGUCGGCAUCGCGUUGUAAGCUUCCCCCUAGGCACCGGAUUAUCCACUAUCCACAUUUGCUAGUUAGACUGCAUGACAUUCACCGGCGGCUGCGCUCACACGGUGGCGCGGCCGUCUGGACUCGAUCUUUGAGAGGGGGGAGGUUACUUGUGCGAGUAUGUUGGUCGGUUGGUUCGGUUGUAAUACCUAAUGCACCCGCGUUGUUCUGUUACCAGUUAGUCAGCCAUAGUUACGUCGAGCCCGUUCUUUUCACCAAUUCCUGCGCAUAGCAUAGGUUAGCGAGUUGGUGCCGCGCGCUGCGCGUACGUACAUGUCGUUCGUUGUCACUCAUUACAUAGUAGUUGUUUGUACAUUGUCACCGGGAUUGUUUCGUUUGUUGGGAUGGAUUGCUUCUCGGUGUUGUC